This is a messenger RNA of Perca flavescens (yellow perch), 1898 nucleotides long. RefSeq names its product CD81 antigen. The transcript is spliced from 8 exons. Gene Ontology annotation, cellular component: plasma membrane. The coding region runs from base 310 to 1026 and encodes 238 amino acids. The record is from RefSeq and is a predicted model, not a curated record. Lineage: Eukaryota; Metazoa; Chordata; Actinopteri; Perciformes; Percidae.
CAUUUCAUCUGACCAUAGCCUAACCCAUUUUUAAACUUGCAGAGGAAGUGGGGCUCUCUAUGUUCGCUCUUGCGGAUGGGGAGCUUGUUGUUCCCUCAGCCUUCUUCUUCUCCUAUACGCUUCACUUGGUGGGCAGUUCUCCGUCUCGGUUUUAACCCUGGAUUAUAAAGGAGGAGUUUGCAGCAUAGAGGCGCCUAUACCCCAACUGGCCUGAUAGAGUCUGGCAGAGACUGUAUGAUCCGGGACAGUAGACUGACCUCACAUAGUGUUUGAUUUGGACAAAAGGACGAGCUGAUACAAUCUGGCAACAUGGUUGUUGCGGGCUGCACGAAAUGCAUUAAAUAUAUGUUAUUUUUCUUUAAUUUUAUUUUCUGGCUGGCCGGAGGUGUGAUCUUAGGAGUGGCUCUGUGGCUCCGCCAUGACAGUAAAACCAGCAACCUCCUCAUACUCCAGUUUGAAGGCCAGCAGGCACCAAGCACCUUCUAUAUCAGUGUGUACAUACUGAUAGCUGUCGGGGCUGUGAUGAUGCUUGUGGGCUUCCUUGGUUGUUACGGUGCCAUUCAAGAAUCUCAGUGCCUGUUGGGAACAUUCUUCUUCUUUUUGGUGAUCCUCUUUGCCUGUGAAGUGGCUGCAGCAAUGUGGGGUUUCAUGAACAGGGACACAAUCUCCAAAGAACUGAUCAAUUUCUAUGACUCCGCGUACAUCAAAGCUGUGGACGUCUCAGGGACUCCCAGUAAAGACGCUGCCAUCAAGGUGCUGGAAGUCUUCCACACUACGCUCGACUGCUGUGGUAAAGGAGACGACACCGCUCUCUUCAAACAAGUCGUCGGCACCUUGUGUCCCAGAAAGUCUCCAGAUGAUUUUCUGAAAUCUCAGAGCUGUCACGAUAAACUGAUUGAGCUGUUCUCGGAGAAGCUCUACCUGAUUGGUCUGGCUGCGUUGGUGGUUGCUGUUAUCAUGAUUUUCGAGAUGAUCUUCACCAUGGUGCUCUGUUGUGGGAUCCGUAACAGCCCUGGAGUAUACUAGGAGUUCAACAAGCAACAUCAGCUUAUAAUCAAAUUAUUUGAUUAUGUGUUUCUAUGCAUCGGCAUUCUUUUCCUUAUUAUUAUAACAUAAGAUGGCUAGCUCUCUUUUUUAUUCUAGAUUAGAAAACACAACUUGUUUUUAAUAUUGCUAUUCCAUCAACACUCUUUCUUACACAAUAAUUUAGCUUCUCUCAGUCAGACGUUCUUUAUUUAUCUCACGCUUCAUAUAAAUCUUUUAUACAUACGGUAUGUUGUGAAAUAUCUCUCUGAGGUCAAAAUGCUGUUUCUGUGGAUGUAUAAAUUGUAAAUAUACUUGUCAUAUGUUAAUAACACUUAGGAGAGUGCCUGUAUUCCCUGAUUAAUUGUUUGUGUUGCAUCUCGCUGCAGUGUUACAGUGUUAUAAUUUAAACAGCAGGGUUUCAGUGGUCUGAUGUAAUGUACUUUCUACUCUAAUGAUGAUCAGGGUGACGAGUUAGCCUUCGUGUUGUUCAGUCGACUCUGUCUCUUCUUUGUGCCUAAUGAACAACCUUCAUGCGUUCUCUCCUUUAUUAACUUGUGAAAAACCCGUCUUUUAAUAAAUAAUGAUGUCCUCUUCUGCAACCUGUUUUAAGAAUACUAAUACAUUUUGUCACCCUUCUCUUUUUUUUGGUGGAGCAUCCACUACACCGUUUCCCAACCUUUAAUUUUGCUUGUGACUCCAUAAGAUGAAGCAAUUUCUUCUUCCACGUCUAUAAAUUGUGAUCAGUUCAAUCAGAGAGGGAUUUUCACUUUUUAGAUUAUUUCAUUUGAAUAACUUCUAGACGUCUAAAGAGGUAGAACGGUAGUAUUUUUCAACAAAAAAAAAGAGAGAGAGCAAUGAAUGAGAGAAAAGUA